UCCACUUCUAAUUUAUAACAAACUUCCAACCCUCUUUGUUCCAACCUAAAAACUCAACAUGCCCCUCGACUAUCGAAGAUUUAAUGGACCUGAUGAUAGUAUUCCAUAUAAUCGUUUCACGAACGAAUAUUUGAAGAGCUAUAAUGAAUUACAUAGUGAAUUAAUUAAUGAAAACGGAGUCCGAAAGGAUGGGCGCUGUUUGGAUGAGGCGCGAAGCUUGUGUAGGUUUUUUGCCCGCACUGAUAUGAUAUCUCAAGCGAAAGGAUCGGCGUAUAUUGAAUUAAAGAAAACUAAAGUUGUGUGCUCAGUUUUUGAUCCCAGAGAAAUUAUGCACCAAAAUGAGUAUAGUGCACUUGGCCAAUUGUUUUGCGAAGUUAAAUUCGCGCCUUUUUCUUGUCCAAGAGAAAGGCGUCCUCAUGCCCCUGAUGCAGAAGAAAAGGCAUUAUCAGUAGCUUUAAGAAAGGCUCUUGAACCAACAGUAUGCCGACAUUUAUUUCCUAAUUAUCAGUUAGACAUCUAUGUGUAUAUUCUAGAACACGAUGGAGCAUGUUUAGCUGCUGCAAUAAACGCCGCUGGAUUAGCUCUUGCUGACGCAGCUGUACCAAUGUACGACAUAAUCACUGCCUGUUCUGUUGCGGUUAUCGGUGAUCAAAUGUUCGUCGACCCUUCAGAAGCUGAAGAGAAUCUAGCAUUAAUGAAUCCAGAAAAAGAUGGAAUAAAUAACGGUCUCAUUACAAUGGCAGUAAUGCCAGAAUUAAGGCAAAUUUCUGAUUUUAGACAAAUUGGUUCAAUGGAUGUCAAUUGUAUUAUAAAAGCAAUGGAAGUACUACAGAAAGAAUGUGAGAAAAUUCUUCCAAACAUUCAACAAAUUUUAGUUUUGAAUGUUGUAAAUAGUUUUGAACAACAAAAGCAAUUAGAAAAAGAGGCAAAAGAGAGGGAGGCUGCUUUAAAUGCCAAGAUGGAGGAGUGGAAAGCAGUAUUAAACGCCGGAUGAAAUAUACUUACGUUUUUCAUUUCAUAGUCCUUUAUUGAGUUAAUUCUAGUAAUGGAGAUGUUUCAUGAUAAUAUUAAUACUAUAUUCAACGUAACGGUAUUAAAAUAUGGAUCAAAAGUAAUUGAUCAUUGAAAGAUUUUUGAAUUUCAUCAAUAAAUGACUUCUAAAUAGAUGAUUGAAAUUUAUAUAUUUUAGUACAGGAUGUCUGUGGCUUCUGACUAACUUGUGAGCUAAUUUGACCUAUUUAAUAUCACUGCACCACGAAUCAUUAAAGUAGUAGUUUUAAAAUUCGAUAGGGCUCUUGCUUCUUUCGAGUUUAUUUAUGUACAGUUGUUUGUUUCUUUUUUAUUUAUGAGUGUGUAGAUUUCAUUUCACUAAUGAAAGAAUAAUUUCAUUAUAAUGGACAAAGAACGAAGUGAUAAUUUGCCUAAUAUUGAUAUACACACAGUGAUGGACUUUUUUCUUCAAAUCUUUCUUAUGUUAGUGCUGAAAUAAAAAGAGUUAAACUUUUUAAGUAAGUAAGAGUAGGAGAACUGCUUAGAGAUAAAAACAAUUAAAUUUUGGAUUCGCCUCGAAAAGCUCGAAUAAAAAGGGACCUUUACGUCUCCUGCAAAAAGUUAAUCAGCAAAGUCAGAUUGUUUAAGGAAAAAAAAAUACUUUAUUCCUAUAUUUAAACAUGUUGUUUUAAUCCUAGAAUUGUAAUUUGUAAGUAAAUUGUAAGUUUUAACCUAA
Molecule: messenger RNA, 1726 nt
Organism: Melitaea cinxia (Glanville fritillary)
Lineage: Eukaryota; Metazoa; Arthropoda; Insecta; Lepidoptera; Nymphalidae
Product: exosome complex component MTR3-like
Exons: 4
Coding region: 59-994 (311 amino acids)
Biological process (GO): nuclear mRNA surveillance; U4 snRNA 3'-end processing; rRNA catabolic process
Cellular component (GO): nucleolus; nuclear exosome (RNase complex); cytoplasmic exosome (RNase complex)
Source: RefSeq, a predicted model, not a curated record